AUGCCGGGCGAGAACCGACAGGGAGAGCGCGGAGCGGUGCCCACCAGCCCCGCAAGGUGGCGCCCGUUCACUCCUGCCGCGGCCGGCUCCAGCGCAUGGGGGAAAAGAGUGGUGGAACAGCUUCGAAAGAAUUUGAUAGUGAAGCAGGAACAACCAGACAGUAAGUUUCAAAUUCAGCCGCUGGCACAGUCAGAAAACAAACUACAGACACCACAGCCGCAACCACUACAACAGCUACAGCAGCAUCACCACCAACAGCAGCAGCAGUCUACUGCACCUUCUCCAAACGUGAUUGGAUCACAGAAAACUGUAACUACAGCUUCUAUGAUCACCACUAAGACACUACCUCUCGUCUUGAAAGCAGCAACUGGGACCAUGCCUGCCUCUGUUGUGGGUCAGAGACCUACCAUUGCCAUGGUUACUGCUAUCAACAACAAUCAGAAAGCAGUCCUCAGCACUGAUGCGCAGAAUGCACCAGUCAACCUCCAGACAACAAAUAAGGUCACUGGGCCAGGAGCUGAGGCAGUCCAAAUAGUGGCAAAAAACACAGUAACUUUGCAGGUUCAGGCUACGCCUCAGCCCAUAAAAGUGCCGCAGUUCAUCCCUCCUCCCAGACUUACUCCUCGUCCAAAUUUUCUUCCACAGGUUCGACCUAAACCAGUUGCCCAGAAUAACAUUCCUAUUGCCCCAGCACCUCCUCCAAUGCUUGCAGCUCCCCAGCUUAUUCAGAGGCCUGUGAUGCUGACAACAAAGUUCACACCCACCUCUUUACCCAACUCACAGAACUCAAUACAUCCUGUACGUGUAGUUAACGGUCAGACAGCAACCAUAGCCAAAACCUUCCCUAUGGCACAGCUCACCAGCAUCGUGAUAGCAGCACCGGGUACCAGGCUUGCUGGACCUCAGACUGUACAGAUCAGCAAACCAAACGUUGAAAAACAGACCAUUAAACCACAUGUGGAAGCAGAAGAGAAGCAAACAGAAAGUCGUACAGUUACUCCACCUGCUGCGCCGAAGCCAAAACGAGAAGAAAAUCCACAGAAACUUGCCUUCAUGGUGUCUCUGGGACUAGUUACUCAUGACCAUCUGGAAGAAAUCCAAAGUAAGCGACAAGAGAGGAAAAGAAGAACAACAGCAAAUCCAGUGUACAGUGGAGCAGUCUUUGAGCCUGAGCGCAAGAAGAGUGCAGUCACGUACCUGAACAGCACAAUGCAUCCUGGGACACGUAAAAGAGCCAAUGAGGACCACUGGCCAAAGGGCGAUAUCCAUGAGGAUUUCUGCAGUGUUUGCAGGAAAAGCGGGCAGUUGCUGAUGUGUGACACAUGUUCACGUGUUUAUCACCUGGACUGUCUGGACCCACCUCUGAAAACCAUUCCCAAGGGCAUGUGGAUCUGUCCCAAAUGUCAAGACCAGAUGCUAAAGAAGGAAGAAGCAAUCCCAUGGCCAGGAACUUUAGCAAUUGUUCAUUCAUAUAUUGCAUAUAAAGCAGCAAAAGAAGAGGAAAAACAGAAACUACUUAAAUGGAGUUCAGAUUUAAAACAGGAAAGAGAACAACUAGAGCAGAAGGUCAAACAGCUCAGCAAUUCUAUAACGAAAUGCAUGGAAAUGAAGAAUACCAUCCUUGCAAAACAAAAGGAGAUGCACAGCUCCUUGGACAAGGUAAAACAGCUGAUCCGCCUCAUCCAAGGCAUCGACCUUUCAAAACCCAUAAACUCUGAGGUCAAUUCAGUAGCCAUCUCCAACGGCAUGGACUCCACUAACAAUACUAAUGCUGCCACCUCCACCUUAGCCCCCUCCCCUUCCCAGAGCUGCAUGGUGAACUGUAACAAGGGCGAUGAGACUAAAUAACACAGUGAAGUUAAAGAAGGAGCCAAGGGAGGUGGCGGCGAGGAGGAAGAGCAAAAUAACGAAAACUCUAGUAAAGCAAAACUGGAUUUCUUCUGGAAAGUGCAGAAUUCUUUAGUUCUUUGGUUCCAGAGAGAGCGUGAAGAUGCUUGUGCCAGGCGGCACCGGAGUUUGCCAAUUGAUCCUUCUUAUUCUGUGUGUACAUGCAAAGUUUGGAUCAUGUUACAUGAAUAGUGCCAGCUGGGGGUUCUUUGCCAGCACCAUGCCAAGUGAAAUAAUAUAUUUACUCUCUCUAUAUUUUACACCAGUGUGUGCCUGCAGCAGCCUCCACAGCCACUAUAGGUUUGUUUUAUUUUUGUUCGGGGUGAGGAGCAGGGAUGAGGGAGGAGAGCAGGUUUCAAAUCCUUAUUUGCAGAACAGUUUGUUUAGCUAGGGGAAAACAAAAACAAAUCCAAAGAGCCUGUGGGCUUUUCCUGUUUCUAAACUCUCAGUACUAUUAAACCAAAAAAUACCAGAAAUAUAAAUUAUCAAAUCCCAGUGCCCAGAAGGGACAAGUCUAUCAAAUAAGCAGUAUUUACUAUUGUUUAGACAGGAGAUAUACAAAAGGAAAGGAGAUGGACUUUUCACUGAGUAACCAGCACAUGCACAGGCUGAGGAUCUACUGUCCCAACAGCUUUGGGUUAAUCCUAAUUCUUCACAUUAAACAACAAAACAUGCUUUGCAGAAUUGGUUUGGGUCCUCACACUCAUCCAGAAAGCCUAUGUUGGGAAUGGGAAAACAAGAGAAUCCAGGGUCAGCUUGGAGCAUUGGAUGGAGGUGUCCCAAGAGAAAAUGUGCAUUGAUUACUUGAAAAUGAGAUUCCAACCCUUUUCUAUAUUUAUAAACAACAAAGGUAUCCUGAACAAAGUAGCACAUGACCCAGAUGUGUGAACUGAACAGAGAAAUGUCCUUUUCUUUCACUUCCUCUUCUCUUCUUUUGGUAACAAGAACUAAAUAAGGAAUAGAAAGCUGUUUUCAGGCUGACAGUCUAAUUAAAGAGGUAGAUGGGACCUUGCAUGGUAUAGAUUAGAAGUAAUAGUGUCAGUGAGAUACAGUGAGUCUUUGUGAGUCCUUGUGUCAUCGUUUUGGGCACUGUUUUUUUUAUGCAAGGGCAAAAUCUUUGUAUCUGGGGGAAAAAAAAACAAACAACUUUUUUAAAUUAAAAAGGAAAAUAAAAGCUAUUGAGGUCUUCCUAGUGUUACUUCAAAUGAGAUCAAGGUAAGAAACAUUGUAAAAAAGAAAAAAAAACCUACAAAAGUGCUAUUUGUUUCCUAAACAAGUGAUUUCUAUUAAAAAGGUGUCAGAACUGGAGAAAAUGCCGUGUCCUUAGAAUUUUUUAACACAGACUUUGCUUCUUUAUGAUGACAUUCUGCUGUGUUUGUGUUUUAAAAUCCAAUGGGACAGUUUCCAUAGCUUAUAUACCAUCCGUGCCACUGGCUAAACUCUAAAGAGGAUCCGAUCCUGCUGUGCUGGAUCUCGCCCCACCUGGAGGAUCUGCCAGGCUUGUCUCUGCUGUUGUCAUUUCUCCCCCAUUCUUUCCUGUGUUUGUAACCCAGAGAAGAGCAUUUGGCAGCGUGCUCGGGUAAGGCUUUUAUAGUUCUGUGAUAUGGACUGAUCAGAGCUUGAGAAUGAGAGACAGUGAGUUGGUUGGACUGAAAUCACCUUCUGUCACAUCCUGUUGUUUAAGCUUAUCUCUUAUGUAUAAUCUUUUCACUCUGGAUAGCAGAGCCUGCCUUGUGCUUCCUAUUAGUAUGGGCUCUGUCUCAGUUUAGAGUGCAGGUUCUGGUCACUUAGGGUUGUGUCCCAGAGCUGCCUCAUUUCACUACUGCAUGUAAACGCUUAGGCAAACCCUGUUUCCACUGGAAGGACUGGGAGAACUCCCUUUACUUCCAGUAGGAGCAGAGUUGAGCCACUACAGACACAACAUGAGUCCCUGGUGUAGUGCCCUUGAGAGCAUGCACUGGGUGGUGAGGCAGGGCUAUUCCUAGUGGAAGAUAGAAAAGCUUUGGAUUUCAAGGAUGCAUUUCUGAGCAAGGGGGAGUGAAUACUCCAGACCCUACAUAGCCUGAGAGAGUCUCUUUGCUCCCACAGCCAAGUAUGCUGCUGUGGGAUUCGUGGAGCUGUUUUCUUCUCUCUCCUUUAGGAUGCCCUUCUGCUCCUUAAGGACUGUUACUCCUCCUGUAGGAGUGUGCGCUAUUUUCAGCCCUGAGCUCAGAACUGAUAUCCCUAUUUCUCACGUUUGUCUGUAGUCGGGAAUGUGACUCUUACGUGCAGUUCUUAGCUGAGCUGGGAUAACCUUGACUCUGUCUUUUGAUGUUUGAGUUCUGGAGCUGGCAGAGCUGGAAGGCAAAGUUAGCUUGAGUGGCAGGGAGACAGGCAGGCGAUGUCAAAACUGAUCCAUCUAAAAAUGGCCUUGCAUCAACUUAGUCACCAGUGGGGGGCAUUCCUAUAGGGCAGCACUGGGCCAGAAACCCAUAGCAUUGAAACAAAGGACUGAGCAUUUCAAGGCAUGAAGAGAAAAGCCAAACUGAGUUUGAACCUUCUUUCUUUAGAAAGCCAAUGACUUCGUGGCCUGGAGAAAAUGCCUGUUUGGCCAGGUUGUUCUCUACAGUUGGUCACUUGGGUAACUCAUCUUCUGAAGCAUUGAGUAUGUUGCUAGUAAGAGACAGUAGGGAUAGGUGCACUGUCUUGGUGGUUCUCAUGUUCUUGUUACUGGUGUUAGCUUCUGAGCUUACUUGGAAGCACUUGCACUACUGGGGGGUAGCAGCUAUGCCUGGAGACUGGAAAGUCAUUCUGUUUUAUUUGCCAAUUCAGGAAGGAAUAGAAGCAAAAUUCAUAUGUAAAUGUGAGCGCAGUUAACCAGCCAGGAGAUGUUGAAACAGGAAUUACUGCUUUUCUGAGGCAUCUGCUUGUCUCCAGCAUCAGAGUAGAUAAGUAUAGACUUUAAUGUCCCUUUUGUUACAGCAUUUGUGUUCCAGACUGUUAAAGGUUGCCUUUAGUUAAUCAUUGCCAGGCAGAGAAAUGAUUUUAACUUAGUAGGCUUUUUGAUGCUACUAGCUAGUUCUGCCUCUCUCUAGCUGUUUGGAUGCUUUUCCUCCUGGCUCUGCAGCUGUAUCAGUCAGUAGGCAAGGAGCAUUCCCAGCAUUGCCACUGGCAAUGAUGCUGCCACAUAGACAGGAGUAAUUUGGGUUAUCUCUGCCCAAUUAGCAGCAGUGGGGUGGAAGGGGAAUUGGCAAUUGCUAAAUACAGAAGAAAAUGGGAGUUUUCUGGCAGUUGUAAGAGGUUCCAAUCAAGGGAGAAAUCUAAACUCUUUGACAGCUUAAAGCUCAAGUUUGUCUCCUGGGUUCGGAUUGGUUUGUUUUCUUGCUCCUGUAAUACCUACAUAGAGUGAGUUUGUAAUAAAACUUGUGGUGUUUUGCAUUUCCAAGUCACCAUCAGGUUAUUAACUAAUUCUUAUGUCAUUGCCUGUCAUUGGUGGGAAGUAAGUAGCUUUUAAAUCUCUGUUAUAAAGGAGGAGAUGAGACCACAGAGGAAGCUCAUGUUGGAGCCGGCCCUGGCUCUCAGCCCAGUGUUAAGGCUUUAGGAAGUCACCCUACUGCCUUGCUCAGAAAUGGAGUAAGGAUUGCAGAAGCAGUUUCUUCCCUUCUCCUUGCCAUCUCUUCUUUAACCAGCUGGAAAGGUGCCUUGUGGUCAGAGUGGGAAAGGGAGCGUGGGACCUGGUGAGAAGAAUUAGCGUUAUCAUUAGUAAGCUCACGACCUUUGCAUGGGGCCAAUAUGUGGUUUUUAGUGCUGCACAAAGCACAGCAAAGGCAAUGCUUCCAGGACUGAUUGAUUGGCAGGUAGGGUGAGUAGCACGGGUGAUGCUGGGAGAACAUCAUUAGCCAGGAAUUACCACGUUAGCAGGAUGAACUAGUGGUUUGCUUGAGCAAAACAAGGGCUUUGUUGCAGCAAGUGUGUGCUGGUGGGGAUAUGGAUUAAAAGCUGCUUAGAAACUGAAGAGGUGAUAAUUUAUGGGCAGAUCUGUUGGUUUCGCUGUGGGCAGGGAGCACAAUAUUGUAUGUUAUCCUUCCUGGCUGACCAGGCUUAAGAAAGCAAAUCUGUAUUCCAGCUGUCUAGAAAAAUGAACCCAGAUUCUGACCUGCUUGGCUUCAAAUCAUCAUCUUCCUUGUACCAUUGCAGAGACAGCCCUGAAAAGCAGCGUUACCAGCAUUCAGGAGUGAAACCUCCCUCUUAGCCCCACCAAUACAGGGAGUAAACUCUGGGGAUCCACACCUUCCAUGUGGAUCCAAAAGAAACAGUGGUGAAUUUGCAGUGCACGUUUCUCAUUUCCCCCAGCUGGGUUGCACCCUGCCCUCUCUUUGCUUCUGAAGCACUGAUGGUGAAUGCGUGGGUUUUAACAACACAUGUUUUUAAGGUACCGUAUUGAGAUGUCAAACCAAAACUCACUCUUUUACUGGGGCCUCCCUCCACAAGCUGCUCAGAUAAACCUGAAACACGUGUUACACUUCCUUGUGGACCAUGCCCCCUUGGGCAGAAUCUGUUGUGUCUUUUCAGAACUGUUUUGAACCUUCUUCACCUCCGUUUUGUCCUCCCUUUGGGAUUCUGACGUUCAGCCUUGCUGGGUUACUGCAGAGAGUAUGUACAAGAGUCAGGAACCUGGAGAAAGAGGAGGAUGUUCUGUCGUGCAGCUAAUUCAUUUGGCACUUAUGCUUGCCUGGCCAACAAACUACCUCAGCAAAGGCCAUUCCAAGCGCUCUGUGGAUCCUGGUAGUUUAUGGCAUUCGGAAGCAAAAGGUCUCCAGAGACCCUGCCAACAGGGCCUCACAGUGGACACACUGUUGGAUCCUUGUUGGCAAUGGGUCAGACCUGGGCCAGGGAUGCCCUAAAACCCAGUGGAUCAGGAGAACACCAAGCUGCAGACAUCUUGUCUCCAGGUUAUUGCCGUCUUACUCAGAUCCUCCUUAAGCCUCAGUCCUGUUUGUAACACCUACAGAAUGGAAUGUAAUACUUGAAAACUAUGACUCUCUCUAUCCUUUACCUUAGCUCCCAUUUCCUCCAUGUUUCUCUUUUAUUGGGACAAGAACUUUCUGCAUCAUUGUGUCUUGUAUAGGCUGAGCACAUAGUGAAACUUGCCAAUAAAGAGAAUUAUUUA
Melopsittacus undulatus (budgerigar) is the source of this 7036-nucleotide messenger RNA. It is a transcript of the gene PHF21A, whose product is annotated as PHD finger protein 21A. Gene Ontology annotation, molecular function: chromatin binding. Bases 1 to 1848 code for a protein of 615 amino acids. Gene Ontology annotation, biological process: negative regulation of transcription by RNA polymerase II. NCBI's taxonomy places the organism in Eukaryota, Metazoa, Chordata, Aves, Psittaciformes, Psittaculidae. The record is from RefSeq and is a predicted model, not a curated record. The transcript has 14 exons. Gene Ontology annotation, cellular component: histone deacetylase complex.